Molecule: messenger RNA, 780 nt
Organism: Exophiala aquamarina CBS 119918
Lineage: Eukaryota; Fungi; Ascomycota; Eurotiomycetes; Chaetothyriales; Herpotrichiellaceae
Exons: 2
Coding region: 1-780 (259 amino acids)
Source: RefSeq, a predicted model, not a curated record
AUGUCUAAACCCGUCAUUGUUCUCGUCCCCGGUGCGUGGCACCGACCCCAGCACCUGCGCAAAGUGAUCUCUGGACUCGAGAAGUCUGGCUACGAGGCACACGGUGUAGCACUUGUCUCAGUCGACUCCAACCCCCCCGUGACCAGCUGGGAUAAGGAUGCCGAAGCGGUUCGAGAGGUGAUAGUAAAGAACCUGGACGCCGACAAGGAUGUCAUCGUGAUUGCUCACUCCUACGGCGGCCUGGUCAUGUCCGAAGCCGUCAAGGGCCUGGGAAAGAAGGCACGCGGGGAACAAGGACUCAAGACAGGUGUCCUCAGAUUGAUCUACAUGUGCGCCAUCGCGCCGAGGAAAGGUGAGACGCUCCAGGACAAGACGAAACCGGGCACCGAGCACGAGGCCAAGCUGGCGGAGCAGCAGAUGCAGACUAUGAAGAUCGAGCCGGACGGAAUGAUGCUCCCCACGAACCGCGAGCUGGGAAAAAAGCUCCUGUACAACCGUUGCUCGCCAGAAGACAUCGAAGAGGCACUCGAUCUCGUCGGCGCCUUCCCCGUCGGUCCUCUGCUGGUGCCUGCCACGUACACCGCGUACCUCGAGAUCCCAAGCACGUAUAUUGUCACCGAGAACGACAUGGCCUUGGCUCCGACGGCUCAGGAAAGGAUGGUCGCAGAGGGCGAGGGCGCAUUCGACGUCAUUCGAUGCCAGGAGGGCCAUUCGCCUUAUCUGAGCAAUCCCGGCCUUAUUGUGGACAUUAUUCGCAGGGCUGCGGGCGAGGAUGUGUAA